AUGAAAGUACCACUGUACAUCGCGAUUUAUGCACUGAUUACUUUGUGUUCCACAAAAAGCAACAGCAGCAGUAACAAAACACCUGGAAAAAAGGUAUAUUAUAAAUUAAUUCAAAAUAAUUUAGGAAUUUCUAUUUCUGAUCGAACUUCUGGUCCAUUGCUUUGACAGAACCAUCAAAUCUCCACAUUUCCUGAUUACCGUAAACUGCCGCUUAUAAGCUCUGUGCUUAUACAUCUUCCUCAGGGUUUAAGGAGGGUUUAUCACUGGAGGCCGACUUUUAUCUGAGGGGGAUUAUAACCGGUCGGACUAGUAAAAGCGCCUCGACACAAGCUAUAGCAAUGCUAAUAAAAGUACUUGUGUACUGGUUUUAUCUAAGCCUCAAAACUUCAUAAUAAAUGGAAUCAACAGAGAAUGAGCUAGAUCAUUCUCUCUUGAUCGAAUCCAUUACAAUGCAAGCUAGAGGAGCGACUUACAUAAGGGGGCUUAUAAUCGGAUUUUGUUGUUGUUGUUGUUGUUGUUGUUGUUUACACGUAGAUGGACCUAUAAUUAACUGAGGGGGCUUAUAUCUAGCAGUUUAAGGUUUUCUUCUUUUAGGGGAUGUAAUAUGGUCAGUAGCGGAACCAAUAACUGGCCACACAAAUGAGUUCUUCCAUCGGGAGCUCUGGGAACCACGACAUCAUACCCGCCAGUCAGAGAAUCGAUUAACCAUAACAACAAAAUGCGGAAUUUAACGGACGUGAAGGCCAUGAAGUUUUGUAAAUCAAGCUGUACAAUUCAAGAAACUUUUGCGUAUUAUAAAUGUGAAUUUUCCGACCCCUCAGUUUCAGUUUCAGCCGUUGAAUGUCCGUCGUUGAACGUAGGCCUUCCCCAUUGACCUCCACUGGACCACGCUUUGCGCGACGCGGUGCCAGUGUUUUAGGAAACUAUCAAAGUCGUCCCUCCAUCUCGUCCUUGGUCUUCCUCGGUUCCUUGUGUGUCCCCUCGCCUGAGGACAUAUAAAACAUCCUUUCCCAGAAGGCAACAACCUCAUUCUUAUUCUGAUCUUAUUUCCAAUCUCCAAUUACGUCGUAUUACGAUGUAAGUAACAGCGACAACAGCAAAUAUAAAAAAAAAAGCAAAUAUUAUCAGGCCUUUUCUUUUCUCCGUUGCACAAAGCAGUUAGUCUGCUGAUUUAUUGAUCAACUUAUGCGUUUAUGCUUAAUAAUAAUAGUGUACCCAACAGACGUCACUCGGGUCAUGUGGUCAGUGUGCUUGCUGCUCUGCACCAGGAACUCCAGGGAUCCCAGGAAUCCCUGGACCCGCGGGAUCACCCGGCAAUCGUGGACCUGAAGGACCCAUGGGCCCAAGAGGAAACACAGGUGAUAAAGGAUCUCGUGGGAAGCAAGGACCUAAGGGACAUACAGGACCCUCGGGUUCGACGGGUCUACCAGGAAGCAAAGGUGAACCGGGCAUCCCAGGACGCCCUGGACCAUCAGGACCAUCAGGUAAACAAGGACCUAAAGGAACAAAGGGUCUUACAGGAAACAAAGGGGACAAAGGAUCUCGUGGAACGCAAGGAUCUAAAGGAGACACAGGACCCUCGGGACCAUCCGGACCGGGGGGUCCAACAGGAAACAAAGGUGAACCAGGUGCUCGUGGUAUCCAAGGUCCCCCGGGAACUCCUGGAUCUGCAGCUGCCUUGCGAAGUAAUUGGAAACAGUGUGUAUUUAAGAGUAUAAAUGACCACAGAGACUCUGGUUUGAUCAAGGUAAACACUUAACUCUUAAUAGAUUUAUGCCACUGAAUGUUGCGCUUUUUAUCUUCAGAUAUGGAUGUGAAUCAUCGUGACAGGAUUUCGUAUAAUUCUCAAAUAAACACCGAUUAUUAUGAUUGAACUGAGGAAAGUAAAGUCUUGACACCAAGACUGUACUGUCGCAAUUUGUAAUAAUCAUCGCACUUUGUAAUACCUGUCGCAAUUUGUAAUAAACCGUGUCGCACUUUGUAAUAAAAAAGCUGUCGCAAUUUGUAACAACUGUCCAUCGCACUUUGUAAUAAACUAAGCUGUCGCAAUUUGUAAUAAUUCCAUCGCACUUUGUAAUAACUUUUUGAGAGUAAUUAAACUUACUUCGUCAACAUUAAUAUAACGCCAAAAUAUGCAUGGUACUUCAUAAACAAAGAUGAUGACGUCUGCUAGCAUGUAACAUCUCCGCUCAUUCAAACAUUUAACUUUAUUCACAGUCCUAAACAUCUUUUUUAGAUUAAUGUUGACUAGUUAUUUGACUUACGAAAUGCUGUAUUCUUGAACCUUGCUAUUGUACUAGGUGGCUUGCAUUCAAUGGUUACCCGGCGGGUGUACUUCCUUAUAUGGCCAAUACGGGGAUGUGCCUCUGGACAGAGCAUUGCCAGAGUACAGGAUCUAGACAGAGGUAGAUACACUAGACACAAACGAGCCAUUUUUACAUCAUUGGAAUAAGGACACCAGGAGAGUUCAAGCUUUCCUUGCAGAUCUUAUAACAGGUCGACACAACACGUGGUGCACCGUCCUUAUCUUUCGCACAAUCUUAAAGAAGUAAUAGUGGCUUCCAUAUUUUGGCCAACUUCAUCAAACGAGGCCUGGAAAGAUUCAAAAUGUUUACUGCAAAUAAAAAAAAAACGUCACCAGUGGCAAACCGUCGAACCACAACAGAAACCUGAACACAAAAUCCAAUUAGUCGCUGGCCAAUACCAUCGUAUGUACCUGUUUUUAUAACACUCACUUGGGGUCUUACACUGAGCCGGCUGGGCAUUUGGUCCAUUAUUCUCACUUGAUUUGGUCCCAUAUAGGAACAAAAGGAGUACUCAUUCCAUCUUAAAACAAUUGUUUUCUAUAAGGAAGUCCUCUAAAGCAAACAUAAGUUCCAUGGGGAUAGUAAAAAAUUAUCCUUCCCUGCGUAUAUACAACUCGUAAGACCUUGCAAUUCUUCCGAGCGUGUUCUGGAUUACUGUUUUUCCACAAAAUGAAAAGGAUAGAAUAAACCAUCCAUUACUACUUGAGUUACCCUAUCUAAGGAUCAAAACAAAGACACAAGGCCAACAACGUAAAAAAUGAUACCCUAUUAAAGGCUCGAUAUCCUCAAAAACCAUACCCUAUCAGGCGUUAAAUGUUGUUAAAUGUUGCUUUUGUUAUUUAAAUAUUUUUGAAUUUAAACAUGAUUCAUAUCUUUUUUAUGAUAUGUCACAGGAAGUUUCAUGUCUUUCAUUAAGCGUUUCUAGUUGGUCACGUGAUUAAUCAAGGCAGAGAAAUUUAUAGCGGAAGACAUGCCUUUUUAACCAAAGAAAAUGUUACGGAGAUAUUACGUGCUAGCAGACGUCAUCAUCUUUGUUUAUGAAGUACCAUGCAUAUUUUGGCAUUAUAUUAAUGUUGACGAAGUAAGUCGAAUCACUCUCAAAACAUUAUUACAAAGUGCGAUGGAAUUAUUACAAAUUGCGACAGCUUAGUUUAUUACAAAGUGCGAUGUGCUGUUAUUACAAAUUGCGACAGCUUUUUUAUUACAAAGUGCGACACGGUUUAUUACAAAUUGCGACAGGUAUUACAAAGUGCGAUGGAUUUAUUACAAAUUGCGACAGGUAUUACAAAGUGCGAUGAUUAUUACAAAUUGCGACAGUACAAGACUGCUCUAGCACGUACCCAUUCAAUAACUUACGAUUCAAAUCAUCACUUUUUUUUAAGCCAUCCCUACUGUCAAUCUUACGUUUUCUUAAAUGUCUUAUUACUCAGAUUUAAAAUUUCUUUUAAUACUCUUUUAGGUAGUAAAUUGUAAAGAAUAUUGAUAUUUACUAUUUAUUUCAAAAGUUGUGAGGACCGUCCUUUAACCCUAGAUUUAAAAGCUAUACCCUGUUUAAAGCAUUGAAGAAAAGAAAAGAGGAAGAAGAUAAAGGCUACAAAGCUUCACGAAGCCGUUAGGACAUUAUAAAAAUUUUCAUUUUAGGUGUUAUUUUAAUUAUUCCAUAGGAAUGUAUUUUCAAGAAAACAUCUGACAAUACAGCCUUGCGCGUCUUCUGGAAUGGCGAUUUCCGUGUCGGUAACUGCCACAACCGCUGCAAUCGGUGGUACUUUACCUUCAAUGGUGCAGAAUGCUCGGCUCCGGCAGCCAUUGAUGGUGUAUUUUUAGUGUAUCAGGGCACAAGCUGGAGAAAAAAUCCACAUCGCCCACGUCACGUCGAAGGAAUCUGCGAGAAGCUCAGUAAGGGCACGGUUCGCGUGGGAUUCUGGGUCGGUAAGUGCGCUGGUGUAAAAACUGGCGACGCGAUGACAGGCUGGAACUCAGUCUCCAAGAUCUACAUAGAAGAGGUGGCUCCCCCACAGUCGUAA
This is a messenger RNA of Porites lobata, 4330 nucleotides long. NCBI's taxonomy places the organism in Eukaryota, Metazoa, Cnidaria, Anthozoa, Scleractinia, Poritidae. The record is from the annotation of a GenBank genome assembly.